Macrosteles quadrilineatus (aster leafhopper) is the source of this 2675-nucleotide messenger RNA. Its product is annotated as phosphoenolpyruvate carboxykinase [GTP]-like. The coding region runs from base 315 to 2270 and encodes 651 amino acids. Gene Ontology annotation, molecular function: GTP binding; manganese ion binding; phosphoenolpyruvate carboxykinase (GTP) activity. Gene Ontology annotation, biological process: cellular response to dexamethasone stimulus; gluconeogenesis; response to starvation. The transcript has 13 exons. The record is from RefSeq and is a predicted model, not a curated record. Lineage: Eukaryota; Metazoa; Arthropoda; Insecta; Hemiptera; Cicadellidae. Gene Ontology annotation, cellular component: cytosol.
CGCGAUCGUGUGGCAUGUUCGUUUGUAGGAUAGUGAUUAUUUGCAUUAGGAGAUUGUGGGAUUUUAGAGUUCGUACUACAUUCAUACGUUGUUAACAAAUUUAUUAAUUCUUAAAAAAAUAUAUAUUUUCGAUUUUUAUUUGCGAUUUAUUUUACUUAUUGCGUUUAUUUCUUAGUCAGCCGACAUAUUUAUCGAGUGAGUUGACCACAGCUGAGCAGGUGUCCAUAUCAGCUGAUACAGCUGUCAGUUAGAGCCAGGCUAGUGGAAGUAGUUGGUUGUGUUAUAUAUCUGUUACAUUCGGUUUAAUCGAAACAAUGCCGGAAUUUAGCGAAUUCUGUGACGACUACGCUCCUUCCAGCGACUUAUCUUCAGUUGUGAAGCGAGUGAAAGUUCAAAGUCCGAUCUUCUACAACAAUCUCCGAGGAGUCAGCAUUGUCCAUGGACAUAUUGACUCACUGUCACCUAAGUUGCGAGAGUUUGUGGAGAGCAAUGUAGAACUGUGCCGGCCGAGCCAUGUCCACAUCUGCGACGGGAGCGAGGCGGAGAACACCAAACUGACCAGACUGAUGGUCAGUCAGGGAACGCUGCGACCUCUACCUAAGUACAAGAACUGCUGGUUAGCUUUAACGAACCCGAAGGAUGUCGCUCGAGUGGAAAGUCGUACCUUCAUGUGCACUCGUAACCGCAGCGAGACAGUGUCAAAGACACGAGCUGGGGCAGCGAGCAAACUUGGCAAUUGGAUGAGCCUUGAGGACAUGCAACUGGCUAUCAAGGAACGCUUCCCUGGCUGCAUGGAAGGCCACACAAUGUACGUGAUCCCCUUCAGCAUGGGUCCCGUGGGCUCGCCUCUGUCCAAGCUAGGAGUAGAAAUCACCGACUCCCCAUACGUCGUGGCGUCCAUGAGGAUCAUGACCAGGAUGGGCUCUCAAGUGCUGAAGGCUCUCGCUACCAACUGUGACUUUGUCAAAGCUCUUCAUGCGCUCGGGAGACCUCUCGGGAAAACUCACGAGAACCCCAGCUGGCCUUGCGACCCUGAGCGGACCAUCAUCAUGCACAACCCUGAAGCCAACGAAAUCGUGUCGUAUGGCAGCGGUUACGGUGGCAACUCUCUCUUGGGGAAGAAGUGUUUUGCUCUUAGAAUUGGAUCUUGUAUUGCCAAGAAGGAGGGUUGGCUGGCUGAGCAUAUGCUGAUCCUCGGAAUAACUAACCCUCAAGGAGUGAAACGGUACAUAGUUGCAGCGUUUCCAAGUGCUUGUGGAAAAACAAAUCUGGCAAUGCUACAAAGCUCACUUCCUGGAUAUAAGGUGGAGUGCGUUGGAGAUGAUAUAGCCUGGAUGAAAGUACACCCUCGCACAGGAAAACUCCAUGCAAUCAACCCAGAGAAUGGCUUCUUUGGAGUAGCACCAGGUACAUCAACAGAGACCAACCCAAAUGCCAUGAAGACAGUAUUCUCCAACACCGUGUUUACCAAUGUGGCUUCGACAAGCGACGGAGGCGUGUUCUGGGAGGGGAUGGAGAAGGAAUUGCCUCCUGGAGUGUCCAUCACCGACUGGCAUGGUAAAGCAUGGAACAAGUCUAUGGGAACCACUGCAGCUCACCCUAACUCCAGAUUUUGCAGCCCCGCCAACCAGUGCCCAAUCAUGGACCCCGCCUGGGAGGCUUCGGAAGGAGUACCCAUCGAUGCAAUCCUCUUCGGCGGCCGACGUCCAGCUGGAGUCCCUCUUGUUUACGAAGCCUUUGACUGGGACCACGGAGUAUUCCUAGGAGCUUCAAUGCGAUCUGAGGCCACUGCAGCUGCUGAAUUCAAGGGCAAGAUGAUAAUGCACGACCCGUUCGCCAUGAGACCAUUCUUUGGCUACAACUUUGGCCAUUACCUACAACACUGGCUCAGUUUCAAGGACAGGCCCAACAUUCAACUUCCAAAGAUCUUCCACGUCAACUGGUUCCGCAAAAAUGAUCAGGGUAAGUUCUUGUGGCCUGGAUUUGGGGACAACAUCCGAGUGCUAGACUGGGUGCUGCGCCGGGUAGAAGGUGACUCAGAAUCUGCUGUCAAAACACCCAUCGGGUACGUCCCGGCACCCGGAGCUCUCAAUCUCGAGGGACUUCAGGAAAACAUCGAUCUGCAGCAGCUUUUCCAUCUACCUAAGGACUUCUGGACUCAAGAGGUUGAAGAGAUAGGAAGAUAUUUUGAAGAGCAAGUAGGAGAGGAUCUUCCAAAACCAGUGGCUGCUCAGCUUGAAGCUCUGAAGGCUCGUGUCACAUCUUUGUAACUCAUGUCUCCGGCCUAACACACCAACCCAUAAUACUUGUAAAUUGUUAACAUAAAACACAGCUCAUUCACAAAUGUAAGAUUCUAUGUAAGAUCUGAGUACCAAAUCACUUUAUAUUUUAAGCUUUACACUUUUUUACAUUUACUAAACAUCUUGUAAGUAAUACCACAAUCUCAUUUAUCACUUAUUUUUAGAGAAUUUUAAUCUUAGUAAGUUGUAUUUUAACAAAGUGUAUUUUAUAUAGUCUUGUAUAUGUAUUUUGUAUUUUUGUGUAGAUUUUUGAAUAAAAUAAUCCAUUAAUGUAUUUAUUGAACACUGUAUAUAAUAUGCCAUUGACUUGCUAGUGUAUGUUUGUUGUAUAUUAGGUACCUAUUUAUAAACAAUAAACUGAUUUACUUUUUAAAA